Messenger RNA from Oncorhynchus kisutch (coho salmon), 2280 nucleotides. RefSeq names its product StAR related lipid transfer domain containing 4 (gene stard4). Bases 4 to 669 code for a protein of 221 amino acids. The record is from RefSeq and is a predicted model, not a curated record. The transcript has 5 exons. Gene Ontology annotation, molecular function: cholesterol binding; cholesterol transfer activity. Gene Ontology annotation, cellular component: endoplasmic reticulum; cytosol. Gene Ontology annotation, biological process: intracellular cholesterol transport; cholesterol import; cholesterol transport involved in cholesterol storage. Lineage: Eukaryota; Metazoa; Chordata; Actinopteri; Salmoniformes; Salmonidae.
UUGAUGUUUGAAGUUGUUUUGAAUAGGAUCAAAAUGGGAACCUUGCAAGAACCCAGUGCUUUGACAGCCAGACUGCAGAACACUCUCAUGUCUUACCAUAGCCUGGAUGAGAAUGAGUGGAGGGUAGCCAAGAAAUCGAAAGAUGUCACGGUAUGGAGAAAGUCAUCAGAGGAGUUUCGUGGCUAUCUGUAUAAAUCCCAGGGUAUGGUUGACGAUAACCCCAAUAGAAUAGUGGAUUACAUACGCCCUGGGCCUUAUCGAUUAGACUGGGAUAGUUUGAUGACAGCAAUGGACAUAAUAGAAACCCUUGAUCAGGGCUGUUGUGUGAUGAGGUACACAACUGCAGGCCAGCUGUGGAACAUCAUAGCUCCCAGAGAGUUUAUUGAUUUCUCCUACACCACAGACUACCAGGAUGGACUAUUGUCCUGCGGUAUCAGUGUGGAGCAUGAGGAGCAGCACCAGAGUUAUGUCCGGGGCUUCAACCACCCAUGUGGCUGGUUCUGUGUGCCCACCCCAGAUAGCACCACCACCCCAGCCCAGAGCCUCCUGACAGGGUACAUUCAGACAGACCUCCGGGGUAUGAUCCCCCAGUCUGCCGUGGACACAGCCAUGGCCAGCACCCUCAUCAACUUCUACACUGACCUGCGCAGGGCUCUGAAGAAGGCCUAACCAGUACUAGCCCGGUUGCCAGAUUGGUUUAUGCUUUAGCCAACUCUGUCGUAUUUGUUGUUAUACUGAAUGCAUGGGAUGGCAAGGGAAGUAAGAGGAGUUGGCUAAAACACGUUCAAAUCUGGCGACUAGGCUAAACCAGUACAUCCUAACAGCACUCCUUUUUCAAUACACCAGUCGAUUGAUCAGUCAGUCUAUACUCCACCCUCAUAGAGGGCUAUAGAGAUCCAACUCCAAUUCACACCAACUCAGGGCAGGAUCCAGUUUAGGUUGAAACAGGGUAGGAGUUAAAGGACAUGGUCUGACCUGGUCUGCUGCUCACUGGACUUUGGAGUUGUGAUGUGUUACUUGUCUGCUCUUUAAAUCAUUAUAUAAUACUGAAAAUUGCUACGAGAUUAAGGUGGUACACAAAUACUGAAGCACUUGAUCAAAGUCGAUGUUUGCCUUUUUUGUUGAUCUUUUUUGCUGAUUUCGGACAAACAUCGAACAUACCCAACAAAUUAAAUCGUUGGGGGUAGAUAGAUAAAAAAAAAUGGGUAGACAGACAGCCAAUACAAUCAAUCCAAUGUUGCUUUUAGUUGAAGUUACAUGUGAAAGUGUUUGCAGGACUAUACAUUGGAAUUUGACUGGUGUGUCACGCCCUGAUCUGUUUCACCUGUCCUUGUGCUUGUCUCCACCCCCCUCCAGGUAUCACCCAUCUUUGCUAUUAUCCCUGUGUAUUUAUACCUGUGUUCUCUGUCUGUUUGUUGCCAGUUGGUCUUGUUAGUUCAAGUUUAUCAGCGGUUUUCCUGGCAGCGCCUAUCGUUUCCCAGCCUCUCUUUCCUCGUCAUCCUGGUUUUUGACCUUUGCCUGUCCUGACCCUUUACCCGCCGGUCUGACCUCUCUGCCUGCCUGCCGUCCUGUACCUUUGCUCCACCUCUGGAUUACUGAACUCUGCCUGUCCCUGACCCUGAGUCCGCCUGCCGUCCUGUACCUUUGCUCCACCUCUGGAUUACUGAACUCUGCCUGUCCCUGACCCUGAGCCUGCCUGCCGUCCUGUACCUUUGCUCCACCUCUGGAUUACUGAACUCUGCCUGUCCCUGACCCUGAGUCCGCCUGCCGUCCUGUACCUUUGCUCCACCUCUGGAUUACUGUACUCUGCCUGUCCCUGACCCUGAGCCUGCCUGCCGUCCUGUACCUUUGCUCCACCUCUGGAUUACUGAACUCUGCCUGUCCCUGACCCUGAGCCUGUCUGCCAUCCUGUACCUUUGCUCCACCUCUGGAUUACUGAACUCUGCCUGUCCCUGACCCUGAGCCUGCCUGCCAUCCUGUACCUUUGCUCCACCUCUGGAUUACUGAACUCUGCCUGUCCCUGACCCUGAGCCUGCCUGCCAUCCUGUACCUUUGCUCCACCUCUGGAUUACUGAACUCUGCCUGUCCCUGACCCUGAGCCUGUCUGCCAUCCUGUACCUUUGCUCCACCUCUGGAUUACUGAACUCUGCCUGUCCCUGACCCUGAGCCUGUCUGCCGUGCUGUACCUUUGCCUUACCCUGGAUGUUCGACACCUGCCUGCCUUGACCUGUCUUUGCCUGCCCCUAUUGCUACAAUAAACAUGGUUACUUCAACAGUCUG